AUGCCGAAGAAGGGCUCGACACCCCCGAAGCGCCCUCUGGCGGCUGACAAGGGGAAGGGGAAGGCCAAGGCCGUUGCGGACGACGACCAUGGCAGCACCAGCGCCGGCACCAGGAGCGACACGACGCCGCAGUCACAGACGACACAGGCUGGGCCGUCGACGUCCAACACGCUGCUUCAGCUGUCGAAGCGCAGACGUGGGCUGGGGGUUGUGACGCCCAAUGCCUGCACGGAAUGCCGCAAGAAGCGAGCAAAGUGCGACGGCCAGCAGCCUUGCGCGCGCUGCAAAACCACAAAGGACGCUGACUGCGUCUACGAAGUUCCCGUUCGCCAAUCCAAAGAAACCCUGCGUACGGAAAUCGAGUCCCUGCGCCUGCGCCAGCGCUCCUCCGACCAAGUCUUUGGCGCCUUGAUACAGCCGCAUCUGUGGGAAGAGGUGCUGGCGCGCCUUCGCGGAGGCCAGUCCGUCGACAGCAUCUCCGAGUGGCUUGGGAGCGUCAAUGUCACCGAGGCCCCCCCGAGCUCGAUCUAUACACAGCAUGCUGAUCCCACCAUGAUGGACCACAACUUGGCCAUGGCAGCCUAUGGUGCUUCUGGAGCUCCCAUUCCGACCAUGUCUCUCACAAUGGAUCCCGGGUCGAUUCCCAUGGAGAUGGGGGGUCCGGCCAGUCCUUGGCACUUUUCGUCACAAAGCCAGGGCGGCUCGACCCGGAGCGGCUCUCACCCGGACCUGAUGAACUGGACCUCCGAGAUGAGUGUUGCACCACCACAGUCGCGGGUUGGCUCUUGGGCAGAGAGCAUGCACACCGACCACCUCACCGACGGCAUGCACCGAUACCGGGGGAUCGAGCAAGUUCUGGCGCCGCUGAACGAGCCUGAAAUCAAGCAGCCGGCUGGGACCUGGACCAGCAUCACCAACGACUUUAACUUGGUCCAGCACCUAUUGGCCCUGUACUUUUGCUGGGAGUAUCCCACCUUUGCUUCGCUCAGCAAAGAGCAUUUCCUCCGCGAUUUUCAGGAUGGAAGGCAUCGGUACUGCUCUCCAAUACUCGUCAAUGCGCUGCUUGCCCUUGGCUGUCGAUUCUCUACCCAGCCCAUGACCAGAGCCAACCCCAACGACCCCUAUUCCUCCGGCGAUCACUUCUUCAAGGAGAGCCAACGACUCUUCAACGAGGAGACGGAUCACCACUCGUUGACGACCAUCCAGGCUCUAGGCAUCAUGUCGAUCCGCGAGGCCAGCUGCGGCCGUGACUCGGAGAGCUGGUAUUACGCUGGCCAGAGCAUAAGGCUCGCUGUGGAGAUGGGCCUGCAUCGCAUCCACGACGAGGACGACGAAGAUGAGCUGGCCGUCCAGUCGGCCACCUUUUGGGGAGCUUUUGCCUUGGAUCAUGCAUGGUCUUUGGCCACGGGCUCGCUGCCGCAGUGCUCGUGCUUUCCUCACCUGCCACCCAAACCGGCCAUCAUCGGCGACAUAGAAGCCUCGCUCUGGGUACCGUAUACCGACGACGGCGAGCCGUUGCAACGGUCUUGCGAGCAGCCAUCCAAUUCUCUUUAUGUUCUCCAUUCUCCCGGGAGGCCCCUUACCGCGAGGGAUCUCUUGAAUAUUUACACUCAGUACCUGAACUGGUACGACCGCAUCCCCGAGGUGUUGAGGCUGGGACACAACUUUACUCCGGCUGUCUUGUUUGCUCACAUGUACUAUCAUUUCGCCAUCCUCCUCCUCUUCAGGCCCCUGAUCAAGCUCCGUAUCAUCGGGUCCAAGGUAUCGCCGCGAGACGUUUGCUCGCAAGCUGCCGAUGCGAUUCAGGGCUUAUUAACGUCAUAUGCCCAGCUCUAUACGCUUCGUAGGACGCCGUCAUUUGUACCAUAUUUCGUCCUGACGUCAGCCAUUAUGCAUCUGGCCAUAGGUGCUAGCAUGGUCAAGAGCGACGGCUCCGAAACCAGCGAAGAGAAGAUGAAGAAGGCAGCCAAAAUAGACCCGCGUGUGUCCGAGGCCCUCAGUCGGGGCAUUGCGGAUUUGACGGAGAUGGCGCCAUGCCACCACUUUGCCGAGCAGGCGUUGAACAUCUUGCGAUACCUGGCCAAGAAGUGGAACAUUGAGGUCAAUGUCGACGGAGACAAGGUGCCGCCCGAGGACCCCGACAACCUGGUGAGGCCUUACUCGAGCAGCCUCAACUUUUUUGCGCCAAACGUUCAGGAGAGCGACUUUAUGUGCGGGUGGGGGCCCAGCGCCGAGAUGGUGGAAACGCUGCAGGCGCCCAAUAUCAAGAAGACGGCCGAAACGGUGGAAAACCCGCUCUUCUGGCCGUUUCCGAUGCAGGGGAGACCGCUGCUGCCUGUUGGCCCGGAACUGGAGCAGGCUGGUUUCAUCAAAAUUUGA
Messenger RNA from Trichoderma breve, 2379 nucleotides. RefSeq names its product fungal specific transcription factor domain-containing protein. Gene Ontology annotation, biological process: regulation of DNA-templated transcription; DNA-templated transcription. Gene Ontology annotation, molecular function: DNA binding; DNA-binding transcription factor activity, RNA polymerase II-specific; zinc ion binding. Lineage: Eukaryota; Fungi; Ascomycota; Sordariomycetes; Hypocreales; Hypocreaceae. The record is from RefSeq and is a predicted model, not a curated record. Bases 1 to 2379 code for a protein of 792 amino acids. The transcript is spliced from 6 exons.